AUGGAUGCCGCUCUAGGCGCGAUUGCAGUUCUUGUGCAUUGCUUUGAGGAUAAACUCAAUGAUCUUGAUGUUCGUCUGGCCUUCAUCAAAUCCAAGCCAGUUGCCCUGCGCGCCAUGCGUGAAAACCAUGGUAUUGGGGUCAUUUUGGCUUGGUUAUGGGGUCUCGCCGUCCUAGUCAAGGAGAAGAAUGUAAAUAUAGAUCAAGAUGAUGUCGUACCCAUCAUUCAGGCAAUCAUGCCGAUUGCGGCCAUAUCACCUGAUCCUGCCACACGCUUCAUCGCUUUCCGACUUCUUAACACAAUGCUCAACCUUAUAAAUGACCUGGCCCGAUUAUCCGUAUUGAAAGAUUUCACGAGCGCGGCAUGUCCCUUCCCCCAGAUGCGUGUGGCUGCUGUUGGACUGAUCAAGGACAAUGUUCUCCCUGCAUUGAAGGAGAAGAAUGCAUCGCCCUUCAGUACCCCCGUUUUGAUGCAAACGCUGGGUCCUAUCUUGCUGCGCCCACAACCGAACGACCUCUUCGAGCACAAUCUCCAGCUAUCCGAGUUUAUUGACUCCUAUGAGCCGGCUAGAUUGACUGAAAGCAUGAGCUUCCUUUAUGCCCUUCUGAGCAUUGACAAGGCCAAUAGGACUGCCAUUCGUGACGCCAUGCCAGAGUUCCAAGCUCAAAUUCUGAAGCCUUUGCGAAAGCGACUUGAAGCGUGGGAGCCAGAGAUGGAAAAAGACGAUGAGGUGUCCAUGGCAUUAUCGGGAUUGAUUAUGUCUAUUGAUAGGUUUGAUUCAAUACUAUCGUGA
Molecule: messenger RNA, 792 nt
Organism: Dacryopinax primogenitus
Lineage: Eukaryota; Fungi; Basidiomycota; Dacrymycetes; Dacrymycetales; Dacrymycetaceae
Exons: 4
Coding region: 1-792 (263 amino acids)
Cellular component (GO): cytoplasm
Molecular function (GO): ubiquitin-protein transferase inhibitor activity
Source: RefSeq, a predicted model, not a curated record